This is a messenger RNA of Nasonia vitripennis (jewel wasp), 1366 nucleotides long. RefSeq lists its product as uncharacterized. The record is from RefSeq and is a predicted model, not a curated record. Lineage: Eukaryota; Metazoa; Arthropoda; Insecta; Hymenoptera; Pteromalidae. Bases 454 to 1245 code for a protein of 263 amino acids. The transcript has 5 exons.
UAUCGCUUGCGCACGCGGCGACUAUAGACUCGCGUAUCAUCUCCAGCCCGUCGAUUCACAGCAACUCGCGUCUCAACCGGAUACUUACCUCUGCAAAUAACAGAUUGCUGCUAUGGAAAAUUAUGAGAAAGAUGAGGACAAAAAGGGUGCCCGAGCAAUAGCUACUACUAAGCAGAUUGACGCUUUAAAAAAGAAAUGGCAAAACGUCCUUGGUUGUAUGAUACCAAAUAUGCUGACAGGGAGUGGGAAAUUUUGAAAGCAACCCUUGACCCAUUAGGAAAAACCAAAACUAUACAACAGUGGAAACAAUCCUGGCACGACCAAAUAAAGAAUGUUCCUGAAUGCUGUAAUAAGACUUUGGGUAACUCAGAGCAAUCAUCUAGUGCAAUGUUUCCUGGACAACGAGAUCCUACAUCAUUCCCUUGACUACUAUACCCUGCGAGUACAUUUGCUAUGCCAUCCACUGGCCUACCGUCCCCUGUGACUUUUUCAACUGGACUACCAGCUCCUGCGACAUCUUCCACUCGACAAGAAGCCUCUGAAACUUCUGUGAGGCCCCAAAUGACGUCUCCUAUCUCAGCUUCUACGAAUAAUAGCCCAUCGAUGGCAGCUACAAAUAGUGUAUCCCCAACAGUGACGGUAGAAACAGAGGCAUUUGCACCUUCUCUUGAGCAAAUCAUACUGUACAAAUUGCUGCAACCACCAAUACUUAAAGUCGAAGAACCUGUUAUCGAGCUCCAGGAUGAAGACGAUGAAAUACAAGUUGUUGGAUUUACAAUUCAUGCCAACAUAAUGCCACCAAAUCAAUUAAAAAGCGAGUUAAACGCUGAAUCUUCGAAUAAUGAUGAUUUAUCAGAAUCGAUUGCUUUACCUGGGGCGAAUGCUGUAUCUUCGAAUAAUCAUGAUUUAUCAGAAUCGAUUGCUUUACCUGGGGCGAAUGCUGAAUCUUCGAAUAGUGCUGGUGUAUUAGAAUCAAUUGCUUCACCUGAGGUGAACGUUGUAACUUCUAAUAAUAUUGUCGAGUCACCAAUAAGAAAGAGAAUAAAGUUUCAAACAAAUACCAUAACUGGUAGUACGGCUCGAGCUGCUAUCGAUUGUAUGUCUGAGCACAAUGUUGCGAUCAAAAAGCUACAUGAAGCUAUAAACAAUAUUACAUCAAGACUCGAAGAGACUAAGUUGUAUGAGGGAAUAACAGAACUUACUGCAACACUCAAUGCUACUAAACUUCAGGAACAGGAAUUUUAGAAGAAAGAACUUGAUCUGCUAGAACAAAUUUUAGACGCUUUAAAGGAUUUGAAAAAAGAAUAGUGUAUUUUAUUUAUUUAAAUUGUAUUAUUACAUAAUAAAUCUCAAUGUCAAAGUUUUA